AUGGAGAAAUUUGUUGCGGUUACAAUGCACUCUCGGGAGUUAGAAGUUCUUACGGAACUUGAACGGACUCUUCGGACAUUGCGGGCCAAUGCCGACUUAGAUCAUGAAACGAGAAAGAAGAGAGCCAUUACAAAGAAAAGUCAAAGGAUAAUGAUACAAGCUCCAAUUCCGGACGAAGAAUCCACGAAGGAAUUGACGGAUUGUAAUGCAAUUCAAGUGAAUGUAAUGUAA
Dovyalis caffra is the source of this 231-nucleotide messenger RNA. The record is from the annotation of a GenBank genome assembly. NCBI's taxonomy places the organism in Eukaryota, Viridiplantae, Streptophyta, Magnoliopsida, Malpighiales, Salicaceae.